Messenger RNA from Centropristis striata (black sea bass), 3798 nucleotides. It is a transcript of the gene pptc7a, whose product is annotated as protein phosphatase targeting COQ7 a. Bases 788 to 1681 code for a protein of 297 amino acids. The transcript is spliced from 6 exons. The record is from RefSeq and is a predicted model, not a curated record. Lineage: Eukaryota; Metazoa; Chordata; Actinopteri; Perciformes; Serranidae.
GUUACCUAAAAACCCCUCAUGAACAACAGGGCUCCGAUCAGGAAACACCCCACAAGGGGGAGACAGAAUAUUGUACAAAAUCCAAUUUGGGCUGGGAAAUGGGCACGUUUUCUGAGAAGUGUAAAAUACUGCCCUAUAUAAGUCCCUAUAUAAAAACGUAAUUUUAACUGUUUUAUUAAGGAAUUGGCUUUUUACAGUUUUCUCCACAACUGUAUUUCUCUGUUUAUUUUUAUCGGCCAUGUUUAUUCUUAUAGCCAUUUUAAGUGAAUUUGUCCAUAAUUACAUUUAUCUACCUCUAAAACAUGUAUACGCAGGGUUGUACUACUUAAAACUAAGAUAAAAGCUGACUGAAAGUGAUAUUUCCUUAUUUGGAAAAUGUAGAUUGCGUAACGAUGUGUGACGUCAGAGCAGUCACAAGACCUUGCUCGCAGUGUGUGAGUGUGUGAGGCCACAGUGCAGCUGGUCCACACUUUGUUAUGUAGUGUCUCACAGAGCUGACACUAUGGCCGCGGAGAACCAGCACUUACGCGUCUUUUGGAGCAGAAGAGGGGACUGUCUUCUGUGAUCCUUCUCAGAUACCACAAAGCUACCAGGGUCUGUGCUAACACCAGCGGAAGGCAUUGUGUAUGCGUGCUGUUGUUGUCGGCUUCAGUGUCUGGCUAGCUCAGCCGCACACCUCCAGUCUCGUUAGCAACUUAGCAAGGCAACAUUGUGUGCUUCCAUCGCCGCUAAGCUAGCAGGACUGCUAGCUUGGCCGGUGUGUUUGGUGGGAGCUGGUGUGUAGGUGAUGUUGUCCGUGCUGUCCUACGGUAGACUGGUUGCCAGAGCUGUCAUCGGCGGACUUUCUCAGACAGACGGCCGCGACUACAGCCUGGUGACAGCGAGCUGUGGCUUCGGCAAGGAUUUCCGUAAAGGCAUCCUGAAGAAAGGGAUGUGUUAUGGAGACGACGCGUGCUUCAUCGCCCGACACAGAUCCGCUGAUGUUUUGGGUGUUGCAGAUGGAGUAGGUGGCUGGCGGGACUAUGGAGUAGAUCCAUCGCAGUUUUCAGGUACACUGAUGAAGACAUGUGAGAGGCUGGUAAAAGAAGGACGCUUUGUCCCCAGCAACCCAGUGGGUGUCCUCACCACCAGCUACUACGAGCUGCUGCAGAACAAAGUGCCACUGCUGGGCAGCAGCACGGCUUGUAUUGUGGUUUUGGAUCGGCAAAGUCACCGGCUGCACACAGCUAACCUGGGAGACUCAGGGUUCUUGGUCGUCCGGGGAGGUGAGGUGGUCCACCGCUCAGACGAACAGCAGCACUACUUCAACACACCCUUCCAGCUGUCCAUCGCUCCCCCGGGGGCCGAAGGAGCCGUCCUCAGUGACAGCCCUGACGCAGCAGACAGCUCUUCCUUCGACGUCCAGCUGGGUGACAUCAUCCUCACCGCCACCGAUGGGCUCUUCGACAACAUGCCUGACUACAUGAUCCUGCAAGAGCUGAAGAAACUCAAGAACACAAACUAUGAGAGCAUCCAGCAGACUGCCCGGAGCAUCGCAGAGCAGGCCCACGUACUGGCAUAUGACCCAAACUACAUGUCGCCUUUUGCACAGUUUGCCUGUGACAACGGACUGAAUGUAAGAGGAGGAAAGCCAGAUGACAUCACAGUGCUGCUGUCUAUAGUGGCUGAAUACACAGACUAGUCUGUGUGGAGCUGUGAUUGGGGGACAUCUGUCUCUGCAGGUGAUGGACUGCUUUGAUUCCUGCUGGCCAGGAUGAAGGACUGAUGUCAGAUGCUUCCCCCGAAUGCACUGGCUCUACUCUGCCUCAUCCCCCAGCUGACAUCACCCCUUUCUCCCCCCCCAAUAAACCCCUACAUGCCCACUUCUCUGUGAUUGUGUACAUCAGAGAGUGGCUGAAUAAAGGGGACUAGAGGCCUGACACGUCCUCUUGGCCAGGCUGCAGUUUUGGCAUCACUGCAGUGUCCCAGUGCUCACUGGAUAAUCCCAUUGCCAGGGAUAAGCCGUCAUUGGGCCCGUUGGAGAUGAGGAUCCUGUCUGACUAGGAUAAGUCGUCUUUCUCUGAUGGGUGGCCCGGGCAGGGAGGAAGUUGAGAUUCAGAGGCAGAUGUAGCCAGACGGUAGGUGUUAGACUGUAAAAGCCACCCCAUGCUGGGCAGCUGGAAGGGAGAGAUUUAGUCCAUCAGUGGUGUCAAGAGGGGAACUGCGCACGAGAUGGCAGCAUUAAGACUCAAUAAAUGAGCUGCCUUGUGUAAGCAAAUGUUCCGUCAAAGGGCCUGGAACCUUGUGUGUGGGUGCAGGGUGCAUACAUAUGAUAGUAGGAUAUGACCGGUGUGCUGUUCUGGGAUGUUUUGUUAAUAUUUGCAAAAAAUUUGUAUGUGACAUUUAUACAUCUGUGGCUAGUUUCUUGGCAAGGUGAUCCAAUAAGAUUUCAUGAAGAAGAGCAGCAGCUGCCUUUUCCAUGCCAGUGCAGUCCACAUUUUGUUACUUCAUGGCUGUUCAGAGAAUUUCUGUUCAAAAGCCUUGCCAGAUAAAUAAUGUGUCAAACUGAUGUCCCCCUUUAAUCUCACAGCUGCUGCUGAAGUCUUGAUUGUGAUUACAUGUGAUGCGUCUAUGAAUAUGUGUAUGUGGGAUGAAUGCACACACGUGCUUGUCAGUGUGUCUACUGGUAUGUGUUAUUUGUGUCUAUGAAAUGGAUGUGAAGGCUACGGACUUCUUUAUUUCCACUGGGCUGAAUUGAUGUCGCAGCCUUAAACGCACAAAGCUUAAGAAACAUAUCUGAAAAAGCUCAACACAGUGGAAACUGGUCAGGUGACCAAAUGUAUUUUUGUAACGUCUUCGUUCAGCAGGAUUGUCAUUCUUUGGACUGAUCACCACAUCAGAGUAGCUUUAGAAACAGUUGUUCACAAUCAGCGUUUCCUUUUCCUCUCUCUCCCUCUCUCCUGCUGUAGAGCUCCAAUGGCACAUUCAUAAGUCAGGUUACUGGAGGUUACACGUGAAAAUGGUCAUUAUGUUUCCAUGACAUCACAACAGAUUUGCACUCUGCAUUUACCACAACUCAUACCCUCAGUUUAAAAUAUUUCUUAGAAAAAAUCCAUAUUUUGUGUAAUGUUCUAAUGAUGUGCCUUGUAUCAGGUGUCGUUGAUACUGGCAGACAUCCAUAAUUCCUUAAACCCCAGGUGCUGAGCACAGAGCCUGAAACUGUUUAGUAGCCAUAAGAGUCGAAACAGCUUUCCCAUCAUGCCCUGCUGUCUUAACAUUAGAUAUUUUCACCCCCAGUAUGUGUCCAACCUAUUUUUUUUCUCCUGAAAUCUGCUUCUCUACACUCAGUCAGGAGCGUAGGAAUAGUAAUAAAGCCAUCACAUGCGUACAAAAUCCUCCCUGUGGAUCUACAGAUCACUGUUUACAAUCUGCACUAUCUAAUAGACUGUUUCCCUGCUUAAUCUGACAAGUUCCCACUGGGCAACUGCAGCGUCAAGUGUCAUUUUGAAAUGGGGCUGAUGGGCAUGGAAGACCAGUAAAUGGUCAAAAGCACUGAGGACAAUCUAAGCAGCCUUAACAAGAUUACAAAGCAAUUCUCCCUGUCAGAUGCUACAGCCACUGUUAGCUCUGUGGCUCCUGCUGCCUGACUCGUACCUGCCCUGACACUCUUCCCUGUCAUCUUUCAUCUUCCAAACCCUUUGUUACAACCAGAGCAUGUGUCUGUAUAUAUUUUGGGUGUACAGUUCAAUGAAGAUUGAAGCUCUGUAAAAACAUUUUCAAAUCUGUACAAUAUUUAAAUAAAGAAUAUAGUAUUUAUUA